This is a messenger RNA of Kazachstania africana CBS 2517, 402 nucleotides long. RefSeq names its product Med11p (gene MED11). Gene Ontology annotation, molecular function: transcription coregulator activity. The record is from RefSeq and is a predicted model, not a curated record. The coding region runs from base 1 to 402 and encodes 133 amino acids. Gene Ontology annotation, cellular component: mediator complex. Gene Ontology annotation, biological process: regulation of transcription by RNA polymerase II. NCBI's taxonomy places the organism in Eukaryota, Fungi, Ascomycota, Saccharomycetes, Saccharomycetales, Saccharomycetaceae. The transcript has a single exon.
AUGCAACCGCAAUAUGUACGGGAACGGUUGGAUAGUCUAGAAUGCAUUGAUUUAAAGCUUUGCACCAUGUUGAAGGAAGCUUCGCAAGUGGUGUUUACCUUUAGUGAAAUUAAGAAGGGUAAUGUGGACUUGAAACGACAGUUCGAGAACCACGUCAAAGGAUUCUACAACAAUCUGGAGGAAGCCACCAUUAGAUUAAGAAAUGAAAUCAAAUUGCUCGAUGAGAACACAGGUACCAGAUUGCUACCUAUUAGUGUAAAUAAGAAAAACCUCGGUCAAGACGAGGAAAAGCUAGCGGAGCAAGUAACAUUACUAGCAAAUGUGCUGCAAGAUGUUAAAAAUGAAGCCAGCACAGAGCCUCUCAUGAAAGAUGAGGAUGAAGAUGUCUUAAUGGAUGGAUGA